Messenger RNA from Pyricularia oryzae 70-15, 5695 nucleotides. RefSeq lists its product as uncharacterized. NCBI's taxonomy places the organism in Eukaryota, Fungi, Ascomycota, Sordariomycetes, Magnaporthales, Pyriculariaceae. Gene Ontology annotation, cellular component: nucleus; SWI/SNF complex. The coding region runs from base 1787 to 5299 and encodes 1170 amino acids. Gene Ontology annotation, biological process: regulation of transcription by RNA polymerase II. The transcript has 2 exons. Gene Ontology annotation, molecular function: transcription cis-regulatory region binding. The record is from RefSeq and is a predicted model, not a curated record.
CACUCUUUCUUUUCUCAUAGUUUCCUGCUCUUAUCUGUGUCCUGUUUUCUUCGUCUUUGAUGCUGUUUUAUUGUUUUCUUUUUUAAAACUCAUAUCUUCUUUCCCUCGUUCUGCCGCCGUCUACUGCCGAACCUGUCUUGUAGUUUCUUGCUUACAACCCCAGUCCCGAUCCGGCACUCUAUAUUGCAGGCGUACCUUAGCGCAGGACAAGCAACACAACGCAAAAUGGAGCGAAAAAGAGGCAGAAACGACAUUGGAAGCUCCAUUCCCAGAGAAUAUGGAUGAUUCCUGCCCGCCGAAAAAAAAGAGCACACAUCUUCUUUUCUGGUUGCCUAUCGACGAGAAUAGCCCAAGGGACCGAGUGUCUGUCUGGCCCAGUCAUGGUUUUGGGGUGCCGGGGGCCCUGGACCAGGGUCCGCCCUCCACCAAGACACGCCAUCUUCUGGGAUGGAAACCUUCACAGUUUACAACCAGCCCAGCGAACGAACGGAUCAGGCUUUAUGAGAGUCGCAAAUCUGGCAGUUAAUGCGGAUUUGUCAAAAUGGGCUUUUGGCCAAUUUAUGGUCGAGGGAGGCAUCAAUCCAUCUGCUAUGGCUUGUUGACCUCUUGAUGUGGCAUUUCUUUCCAAGAGUUGGACCAAGAGGAAUGACGGAGCAUGCUAGUUGAUGGAACCACUUUUGACGCCUCAAGCUGCCCGGUCAAAGCAGCAGCCAUUUAUUGGCGGGGCGCCUUGCUGCUAUACGCCUGACUGACAAGCGAAAAUCACUGUGAAAUUCACAAUUGGGCAAAACUCUGGGCUGAUGGAAUCUGUUUGCUGCAAGACAAAAACGACCCAAAAGGUUGUAUGGGGGAUACCUUUUCUCCAGACUGAGCAGCACUUUGGCAAAGUCACUUUGGCAAAGUCACCUUGGAAGCUUUGUGACCAGUUGCCAGGCCAGGUGGUUGUGGUGGCUUUUGGCGUCGCAUCCGACAUUCCUCGGACGCUCAGGAAAACAUGGAAUCAACAAGCCAGAGUCCCGAAAAAAAACCUGCCAGGGCGAUACAGCAAAGUUUCGAGGCAUUAAUGUUCAGCUUGUCCUCGAUUUCAUGAGACUGCAACUAUAAAACCACUUGCGUGUCCUGCAGUCUACUCUGCAGCGUCCCAAGGAGUCUCUCACGCGAGUUCAGACAUUUUGCGCUUGGCACUCAUCUUGCUCUCAGACCAUAUAACCUACGCCAAACUUAAGCCAAAAGAGUUCGGCUGCAGUGGCUGCAGGCGCCUCAAUACCCUUCCGUUAUCACUCAUUUGAUGGUAACUCACUCAGACUGGCUGAAAAUACCCGUCAACUUGCCCCCUAAUGGCUGGCAAAGCCCUACCAUUUGGCAUGCAUGCGACGUAUGAGGUCAGUACUGGGAUUUUACCAGCCUUAUUGACAGCGAGGUUCAUGUUGUGGCAAUGCAGCCAUCGGGACGGUUGACUUGAUGCGACGGGAUGGGUCUACUUUCUAUCAAAAGUGGGUCCUGCCGCAGGUCUCAGCAAUCGCGUGCAUAUGAUUGGCUUCGACUCAUGUUAUAAAACGCUUUCGCUUAAAACCGAGCUAAUCCACGAGUGGAAAAGAGGGAACAGCGGCGGGUUGGGCCAAGGAGAGCAAGAACACAGCCGACCCGGCCGGCCAGCAAGAGCGCAACUCUCGCAUCACAGUUCACACAGUUCAGUUCAUCCACACACUGAACGCGCGCCUUAGUCGCCAGAUGGGUCGGGCUCUCUCCUCUUCUUGCUCCUCACCCUCUGCUUCUGCCUCUAGCCAUGAGCUCCUGGAUGAACGACACCUCCGCCGCUCUUCCCAAUCAUAAUGGCAACGGCUUUACACAUCACGUUACCGAUCCUUCCCAGUCUUCAGGAGCCAUGAUGGACCCAUCCGCCUACAUGACCAAUUCGGGCCAAUUCAAUCCCGCCGCCGCCGCGCAGUUCGCGAACCCUCAACAAAUGCUCGCCAUGCAAAAUGGAAAUAUGCGCAACCAGCCCGGUGGCUUUCCAAACCCCGUCUAUCAAACGAACUCCGUCAUCCCAUCGAAGCGACCUCGACCGCGUGAAGACAGCCUCGCGGGCUCGCCCAGGCCGGCCCCGGGAAUGGCACCCACUUCGCGCGCCGAGACGCCUCAGCAAAAUCAUUAUGCGAACUAUCCACCACAACAGCAGCAGCAACAGCAACAACCUCAACAACAGCAAUCACAACAACAGGCGUCACAGCAACAACAGCAACCACAGCAGCAAACUACUUCAGGACAACCCUCCCCAUAUCCUCAUCUUCAGACAAAUGGGUCGGCUAACGCGACUCCUUCCCCGAUAAUGGCAAACCAAAUGCGACCUGGCAGUGUGCCUCAACGAGUGUCCACCGCAUCUCCCCAUCCGUAUUCUCCUGCAGGUCAAAAUUUCGGACAUCAAGCAUCGCCAGCGCCCUCUGAACAAGGCGGAACACCCCAGCCGAACGCGUACAUGCAGCAAGGGAAUUACCCUCCUGCCUUCAAUCAGCAGUUUGCUCCAAGCCCGUCUCAGGCGCGACAUACUCAAAGUCCUAUGGCAGGACAAAUGCCUGGUCAUAUGGGUGGCCCUAUGGGAGGGCAGAUGAUGCCUCAGCCGAUGGGCCAUUUACCGCCCCAGGUUGGGCAAAUGUCGCCGCAGCAAAUGAGCCAAAUGGGGAUGAUGGGCCAAAUGCCACAACAGAUCUUUCCAGGUCAAAUGCAGCAAAUGAGUCAAAUGCAACAAAUGCAACACCUUCAACAGCUGCAGCAAAUGCCGCAGGCUGCAAGGGACCAACAGAAACUCCUCCAGCAGAUGCAGAUGCAACGUCAAUUUCAACAACAGCAACAACCGCAACAGCAGCAUCAACAGCCACCUAACCAACACAGACAACCACAGCCUCAGCAGCCCCCUUCGCAACAACAUCCUCAACAGGUGGCCCAGUCGCCUUCGGUUCAAAAGUCCCCUGUUCCACCCUCCCCACAGGCUCAGCCGCAAGGUGUGCAGAUGUCUCCACAGAUGGCCGGCCAGAACCGUAACGCUAUGGCGAGGCAGCAAAUUCCGAAUGGCCAGAUGCCGCCGGGUGCGAUGCGUCCUCAGCCCGGUCAGCCCAUGCCGUCUCAGCCUGGCAUGCAACGAGGUCCUCCUGGCGCCCCCGAGUUUCUAGAAAAGCUUUCUCAGUUCAUGUCUAAACAAGGGCAGCCGCUCGACCCCAACCCAAUCGUUGAGAACCGACCGAUCAGUCUAUGGAAUCUCAGGCAAGCCGUUGGCAAGCAUGGCGGCUACCGAAACGUCACACAAAGCAACCUGUGGCCGAAUGUAUCAAACGCUUUGGGCAUGCAUCCCAUGCAAUUCCAGAUGGCGCCGGCACAACUUCGACAGAUAUAUGAGAGAAACCUGCUUAGGUUCGACGACUACAUGGCUCAAGGCCGCGCAAAGCAGAUGCAACAGGCGCAACAACAGUCACAGCAACAUCCAGGUAUGCCUGGACACGCCCAGACCCCUGGGACACCCACCAAACCCGGUAUUCCCGGGCAGAUGCCUCCAGGCUCAGUCAUGAGCCAACAGGGGCAGCCGCAGGUCCCAGGGAAGCAGGGGCAGCCGCCUAUCAUGAAUGGUUUUUCCGGCACGCCUGUGCAGCCUCAGCCGCAUCCAGCUGCGAUGCAGGGCCACGCGAGGAACAGCCUUUCGCGGAGUAUUCAAGGGACGCCAACCCGCGACGACUUCCCAGGGCAAUCCCCUAUGUCGGCCAAAGGCGUAAGGUCCUCACUUUCGGGACCUUCGCCUCUCGACCCUAGUCCCAAGAGGCAACCUGUUCCAGCCGAAGAUCCUUCCAUCUAUAGGCCCAUCGUGCGACAAUGGAAGGAGAACGAGUACGCAGGCGUCUACUAUGGUGAAUCCUUUGAGCUUGUCACACAACGGCUGAGAGAGCUCCGCCCAGACAUUCCGCCUCUAGCUGCGCUUGGCAACAUUGAUUUGCAUGCCCUUUGCAGAAGCCUCCAGUCAGGCAUCCGUGCCGAGGUUCGCAUGGCGCUUGAUACGCUCGCCACAUUCACCGCAAGUGACGCUCGCCAGUUUCAAGUUGAUCUUAACCAGGCUGGCGAGCUGAUCGAAUGCUUAUUGGAAUGCGCCGAAGAUCAACUUGAUGUUCUGGUGGACAACACUGUCGAGGUUUCUGAUGAGAUUCUGAUUAGCAAUUACGAGGACGUCAUCCGUGCAUGCCAUAUCGAGAACUCGACUAUGCACGAUGAGCCUACGCCGGGAUCAGAGGAAUACGAGCUGGACCGAGCUGUUGACCGCUUGCUGUGUAUUACUACAAUCAUUCGCAACAUGUCUUUUGGCAUUGUCGAGCAGGAUGAAGUCCGUACCCGGUCACUCCUUGCCGAGGAAGAAGUAGUCAAAUUCCUGUGCACCUUGAUACGAUAUCUCGGUACCAGGAACAUGUUACUUCGGACUCACCGCAAUACCCUCGACUUGAUGAAGGACGUCGUAACUAUCCUUUCCAACAUAUCGACUUGCGUCGAAAUCUCGGAAAGAGAACACGCAUACUGUUUCCUCCAGUUUGCCCUAGCUUUUGCUCCUGCGCCUGCGCCUAACCUCACCGCUGAUCACCUCCACUUUCCGCCGUACAACCCUCAGCUUCACACAUACCUACCAGUGGCCAUCGAGGCCUUUUCGAAGCUGCUCGUCAGCAAAGAGCAGAACAGAAGUCAUUUCGCGGCCAUUUUGGCCGGAGACAUGUCUCAGCCGACGCCAUACGAGCUUUUGACACGUUGCUUUGGUCUCGCCGUUUCAUUAAUACCUGAGCAAAGCCUUGAUGUCAACCGGGCGCCGGUUCCAGAGGCGCGAAAGCCUGCUUUGAUGCAAGGGCUGCUAGUGGCGCAGACCAUCCUCAGCCUUGCGCCUGGUCAUGAUUCGGAAAUUGUUCGAGCCUGGUUGUCGAGUGGGUGCGACUUCCCUCAGAAGCUUCACAGACUCACAUGGCACAUGUGCCAGCAGUUCGAAUACAUCAAAGAAAAAGUUCACCAACAGCCGAGGACUGGUCGCAACCGCGGUCCUCCUCAGCUGCCACAGCAAGCAUACGACUGUCUGUAUCUCGCAGCUUUGAGUUCCUCGAUAUUAAGACGGCUCGCCGAGAAGGCAAGAGACCCGGCCGAUCCAAAGGGGUCCAUACCACCCAAAGUCGUGCCAAGCAGCGAUUUGGUCUGUGAAUUGCUCAAGCUUCCUUCGGAGGAAUGGACAAAACCUGAUGUUCGUGUUUUGCAGCAACUUGUUGCCGCGGCCUCUUUGGAUGACUGAUGCAGAUCAUUGCUGGGCUCAUGUUUUCGACUGUCUACUCCAGCGUCUAUCCGUCGCAAGAAUCAUGUUCGAUUGAGGUAGAUACUCUGGCUCUCACACGGCCGGUCGAGUUCGCUCGGCGAUAAAGAUUUUUGGAUAUAGAAGCUCUUCUCACGCCCAAUUCUGCUUUGUUCAGGCAUUCGUACAGGAUAUUGUCUGAGAAAUGAAUUGGUUGCUACCUAGGGUCUUGGGGUCUGGUGUUGUUGGUGUUAAUUGUCUCUUCCCGUUAAAUGUAAAAUUCUACAAUGAUUGUAGGGAAGAAUUUUGUGUAUAAGAAUUUAGCGUACAUCUCUAUGUUGUGUUACAUUUAACCACCUAUGUUUCACUUCCCUCGACCACACCACUCUUGCCAGUGAC